Molecule: messenger RNA, 24199 nt
Organism: Aedes albopictus (Asian tiger mosquito)
Lineage: Eukaryota; Metazoa; Arthropoda; Insecta; Diptera; Culicidae
Exons: 2
Coding region: 1-1467 (488 amino acids)
Molecular function (GO): zinc ion binding; nucleic acid binding
Source: RefSeq, a predicted model, not a curated record
AUGAGCAAAAAUUCAAAAAAUAAUAACAUAGGUGGAAGUAGUGGUGCGAUCAACCCCUUCGCAAAAAGCGGGUUGAUGAGGUCUCCGACAAGAAGCGCGGAGUCAGGUGCUGGAAGCUGCUUACGUAGCUCAAGCGUGGGAGCUCCUGUCCACUCCACGGCAAGCCAGCCGGUGGAGGUCAUGGACGGAGCGUGGCUGCUGAGGGCCAUCAGCCAAGAAGUAGGAAAAGGACGGCCCGCAUUAGAGGUUGCUGAGCACCAGCUUGGCAAAAUAAUCGACUUUGCGACAACUAAAUCGAAUAUAAGCAAGAACCUGAAAACGGCCUUGCUAAGACUUAGAGUGUCUGUCGAUGAGGCCAAGCAGGAGCACGCGGUCGCGUUGCUGGCUGCUGCAGCGGCGGAACCCGCAAAGGAGAAUGUGUCGAAGUUUACACAAACGGAGGCCUUCUCCUUCGCAGGUAGUCCGAGGAGUGUGAAAGCGAAUGCUCGUGACAAACGUGACAAGCAUUCGCAGAAGCGGGCGAGGCAGCCGUCAGGUGAGGAGCUGUCUGGCGGCGCCCGCAAGGCCAGGCGUAUAAUAACCCCGAAAGCCGGUGGUAACGCCGGAAAGUCGGACCCCAGCCAGGGUUCCCGGAAAGCUGGGAAAGGUGGGCCUGAAAAGGCUGGCCCGUCCCGGAAUGAUGGGAACAAGGGGUUGCGACCAAUGGUGGGCCCUCAGCAGCCACAGAGCAGGGCGAUCCAAGGAGAGGACCCUCCUUGGACAAAGGUAGAGCGGAAGAGGAAGAAGAAGGUGAAUCCGCAGGUAGAAGUGCAGGACGCCAAGCCAAGGCGUAGGAGGGCAGGUGCCAGGCGCGAGAAAGGCGACGCUAUCGUCAUCAAGACGGAACAGUCCAAGUACUCGGACGUCUUGAAGACGAUGCGAAGCGACGCCAAGCUUGAGGGUCUUGGAGCCGACGUACGCAGUAUUAGACGUACUCGUACGGGCGAGAUGAUCCUGGAGCUGAAGCGCCAGAAGGAACACAAGGGCGCCGCCUACAAAAGGCUGGCAGAAGAGGUCCUUGGUGAGGGUGUGCAGGUGAGGGCUCUAACACAUGAGGCGACUCUGAAGGUCAAAGACAUUGACGAGAUCACCGAAGUGGAAGAGCUCGUCACGGCACUGCGGCAACAGUGCGAUGUGCAGGUGGCCGCCGCAGCCGUUAAGCUACGGUGGCCCUCUCCGGCAGGGACACAGAUAGCUUUGGUUCUGCUACCUGUGGCGGAUGUUAAAAAGUCCGUUAAAGUAGGGAGUAUAAAGGUGGGCUGGUGUGUAUGUCACCUGACAUUCCACGAGCUACACGAGGUUUGCUUCAGGUGUCUGGAACCAGGACACAAGUCGUGGGACUGCAAAGGCCCCGACAGGCGCAAACUGUGUAGGCAACUGGGCCUCGGAUGGGACCAGGAAAAUGGCGGUGAUAUGGACGACGGAUAAAUACCCCGUGCAGGAGUUGGUGUCUACUACCUACGAGGGCUUCGUGGUCGCCAAAGUAAACGGGGUCUUCUUCUGUAGCUGUUAUGCGCCUCCGCGGUGGCCGAUCGAGCGGUUCACGCAAAUGCUGGACCGCUUAACGACCGUGCUAACAGGGCGAAGGCCGGUGAUAAUAGCGGGUGACUUUAAUGCCUGGGCUGUGGAAUGGGGAAGCCGUUUCACGAACCAGCGGGAUCAGAUCCUGCUAGAAACACUGGCCAUCUUAGAUGUCGACUUGGCUAACGUCGGUACCAAGAGUACCUAUAGUCGAAAUGGAGCGGAGUCUAUUAUUGACGUGACCUUUUGUAGUCCUGGCCUAACAAGUAGUCCGAACUGGAGAGUAGACGAUGGCUACACUCACAGCGACCACCUGGCGGUUCGCUACAGUAUCGACUACAACAACAGCAGACAGCGGAUAGAAGAAGAGGCGGCUAGGCCAAGGCCAAGCCCUCGUAGGUGGAAGACAUCAUACUUCGACGAAGAGGUAUUAAGGGAAGCGCUCCGCCGUGAGCGAAAAUUAAUCGGUUUAGACGGCGACGAGCUGGUAGCGGUGCUCUCACGUGCGUGUGAUGCGACCAUGCCUAGGCGAGUCCACCCUAGAAAUGGGAGGCCACCGGCUUACUGGUGGACCGACGCGAUUGCGGACCUGCGCCGCGCCUGCCUACGGGCUAGGCGGCGGAUGCAGCGAGCACGAUCAGAGGAAGAGCGAAACGAACGGCGGGUGGUGUUCGCCGCUGCAAAAGCCGCGCUCUAGACCGAGAUAAGAGCAAGCAAAAAGGCCUGCUUUGAGGGUCUCUGUCAGAGUGCCAAUACGAACCCGUGGGGUGACGCCUACAGGAUCGUUAUGGCCAAGACGAGAGGUGUGAUGGCUCCUACAGAGCAAUCUCCAGAGAUGUUGGAGGGGAUCAUUGGAGGACUUUUUCCGCGUCAUGAUCCUAGUCCUUGGCCUCCUUUCGUAGGACAGCAGGGGACUGGGGCUGGCGAUGAGGAGAGGGUCACCGAUGUGGAACUUGCGGGGAUAGCUAAGUCCCUUAGCGUAGGUAAGGCCCCAGGUCCGGACGGAGUUCCGAACCUGGCCUUAAAAGUAGCUAUUGCAGAGGCUCCCGAGAUGUUCAGGUCUGCUAUGCAGAAAUGCCUGGACGAGGGAGUUUUCCCAGAAGCUUGGAAGAGGCAGAGCCUGGUACUAUUGCCAAAGGCGGGGAAACCACCCGGAGACCCGUCGGCAUAUAGACCAAUAUGCUUGAUUGCCACGGCGGGGAAGGUGCUCGAAAAGAUCAUCCUCAAUAGAAUGUUGAGGUUCACUGAUGGCGUAAAUGGUCUUUCGAGCAACCAGUAUGGCUUCCGGAAGGGGAGGUCCACCGUAGACGCUAUCUUGUCGGUUACAAAAACCGCCGAGAAAGCACUCGAGCAUAAGAAGAGGGGAAUUCGCUUCUGCGGGGUAGUGACUCUGGAUAUAAGGAAUGCAUUUAAUAGCGCCAGUUGGACUGCUAUUGCCGAUGCGCUCUUGCGUCUGGGGAUACCCGAGUACUUGUACAAGACUCUCGGAAGCUACUUCCAGAAUCGCGUACUAGUUUACGACACGGAGGUGGGUCGGAAGUGCUUUCACAUAACCUCAGGAGUCCCGCAAGGUUCCAUCCUGGGUCCGGUGUUAUGGAAUGUCAUGUACGACGAGGUGUUGAGGUUAGAGUACCCAGUGGGAGUGGUGAUUGUCGGAUUUGCCGACGAUAUUACGCUCGAAGUCUACGGUGAAACGAUCGAGGAGGUAAAGUUGACUACCAACCGCUCGAUCAAGGUUGUGGAGGCGUAGAUGCGGUCCAGGAAACUGGAGCUGGCUCACCACAAGACAGAGGUGACGGUUGUUAACAACAUGCAAUCGGCGCAGCAGAUGGAGAUCAGUGUAGGAGAGUACACUAUCCUGUCAAAGCGCUCUGUCAAGCACUUGGGCGUGAUGAUCAACGACAAGCUUACCUUCGUUAGCCACGUCGAUUAUGCCUGUAAAAGAGCCUCCACAGCUAUUGCGGCACUGUCCCGGAUGAUGUCCAAUAGCUCAGCGGUGUACGCCAGUAAGCGCAAGCUGUGUGUUUCUACGUCCAUACUUAGGUAUGGCGGCCCGGCGUGGGGUACCGCGCUAAGUACUGAAUGCUACCGACGGAAGCUGGAAAGUACUUACAGACUUAUGUGUCUGAGGGUUGCAAGCUCGUACCGUACCGUGUCACACGACGCUCUCUGUGUCAUUACUGGUAUGGUGCCUAUCAGUAUUCUUAUCAGUGAGGACAUGGAGUGCUUCGAAAUGCGCGGCACAAGAGGCAUACGCAAGACUGUCAGGAUGGCCUCUAUGGUCAAAUGGCAGCGCGCGUGGGACAGUUCCACCAAAGGAAGGUGGACCCAUAGGUUGAUACCGAGGGUAGAUAGUUGGAUUAAUAGGCGCCAUGGGGAAGUUACAUUCCACCUGACACAGGUCCUUACAGGUCAUGGUUGCUUCCGACAGUAUCUACACCGUUUCGGGCAUGCGGAUUCUCCCGAAUGCCCAGUGUGCACUGGUUUAGAGGAAACGGCGGAACACGUUUUGUUCGUGUGCCCGCGUUUUCGCACAAUGCGUGACCGCAUGCUUGCCACAUGCGGGGAGGACACAGCUCCGAACAACUUGGUCCAGAGAAUGUGUAGGGAUGAGAUUAGCUGGAAUGCCGUUUCAACGGCUAUCACCCAUAUCGUCUGGGAGCUACAGAGGAGGUGGCGCGUGGACUCGGAGAAUGGCUAGUCCAGAUGCAGUACAAGAGGUGGUCCAGGGGUUCGAAGUCGGCUUCGUAGGUCAUACCGGUGCCCUGCGGUCGAGAUCGGCCCUUACAGCGAUUAAGUGGCCGCGGAGAGGAAGUCCCGGUAGCGGUGCUGUCGUGGCGUCAGUCUACUGGGUUGGAUCUGAGCCCGCGGUUGGAAAGGGGUCCCCGGCAAGGGUCGGGGUGGGUGAGACCCUGCUGUCUGCAACCUACGGAUGCAUCUGAUAGGGCCUGAAGGGUAGUAAUACCCUUCCUAGUCCGUAGUCCUGGCUUCUACCGGCAUUGUAGAAGACGGCCUUAACCCCACACUACCCUAACCUUCCUGUUAGGGUGUCUGAUGAGCAGAUUUAUCCCCCUAUGGUUUAGAAGAAAAAAAAAGACCUAGACGGGACUCUCCCAGAAUCAUGAAAGGGAGAAACAGAAAACAGAAUUCUACUGGGUUCUCGUGGAAUGGCGAGAAAGAUUUCUUCUGAACCCUAAGAAGAAUUACAAAAUCUAUGCGAGGGUUCUCCAAAAUCCAAAUUUCUCUAGAGAAUUCUGCCCAUAAUCUCGUGAGAGAUUCUACAAUAAUUAAUAGUGCUGAAGGAUAGUGCCAGAGAAUCUUGAAAAAUAAAGCCCCAUAAUUCCGAGGAUUUCUCCAGUAUCAUGAGACAAAUUCCUCAGAAUCUUAAGAGAAAUUUCCCCAGAAUCUUAACGGGGAUUACCCCAGAAAGCUGAAUUAUCAGAGAAUCUUUGGAAGAGUACCCGCAGAUUACUUAGUGAUAUUCCCAGAAUCUUAAAAAAAUCUAACGCAGAAUCCUGUGAAGGACAACACUACACGGAGACAAAUUUCGUUCGUUGGAUUAUUCAUGUUUAUUCGGUAAACUGAUAAAAUUUUUAAAACUAAAAUAUUAAUUUUUAAAACUAACUCAAUUACAUAUUGAUUUCUACAAUACCCAUUGAAGAGCCCCCCGUUCCGCCGUCGAGAACAUAAACAAAACUCUCAAGUUCCAGCUGCAGCACCAAACAAGAUUUCCUCUUGCAAAAAAAGUAAAGUUUCACCAAAAGUUUCCACGAAAUCCCAUUGAUUUCGAGAGCGUAUGUUAUCUAUUGCUGUGUGCAUUCAAAAUGCAAAUAUCAAAUGCGGGAGUACCAAAUGCGAUAAGAUUUUCUAACAAGUAACCCGAUGUCAGUGAGAGCUUUCGAAUCCUAGGUUGGCGGUGAUAUUGGCUAUGGUUGCUACGUUGCCUUUGGUAACAUGUGUUACCGCGUUUGAAGCGCAUUUGGGCACCGUUUGCAUCUUGAACGCACACAGCAAUACAUGAUGCUGGCAUUGAAAGUGCCACGCGGGAAGUGGGUUUUCCUAGAGAAGGAAAUGACUUUGUAAAAUUAAUUGGAGAACAAAUAUUUCCGUAGGGCCGAUCUGCCACAAAAAAAAAAAAACAAAAAAAAUACAUUUGUUUCUAACAUAACCAGAAGAUGCAUGUUUGUUUCAAAAAUGGAUUGAAUUUGCUUCAAAUGUGACGUUCGAUUUGCUCCAAACAGUUUUAUUUUUGUUGCCAGAAUAAAUUGACAAUUUAUUGGAGUUUACCUGAAAUAUAUUUGAUUUUAUCAUGCUUUUUCCUGCGUGUAGAAUCCUGUGUGGAAUUCCCCCAGAAUUCUGAGAGGAAUAUCGCCACAAUUCUGAGAAUACUGUGUAUGAUUCUCCAAAAAGUCUGAGAGGAGUUACUGAGAAUGCUGAGGAAGAUUUUCUCAGAAUUCUGAGUGGAAUCCUAAGUGAGUCUUUUAGAAUCCUGAAAGGGAUUUCACCCUUGGUAGGGAACCCUGGUAGGAAAUACCCUGGUAGAAAUGAAUUCCCAUAAAAUGUAUUCUCUCAGAAACUUUUAUAGGAUUUUUUCCAGAAUCCUGAGGGAUUUCCUCAGAUUCCCGAGAUGAAUUCUCCCUGAAUCCUAUGACGGAUUGCCUCAGAAUCAUUAGAGAAGUUUUUCCUCAGGAUUCUCCCAGAACGCGAAGAAGGAUAUCCCCAGAACUCCCUGGAGGAUUCUUCCAGAGUCCUGAGAGGUGUUACGUUAGUCAUUUAGAAAGCUUAUGUGUUACUUAAGUUUAGUGUGCAAACAUAAAGUACAAAUAAACAUCAUGCUGCAUGGGCGACCGGAUUGAAAAUCAGUGUUGCGAAACUCAUGCUCACGAGUAAAAAAUACUCACUCACCUUACUCAUUUGCGAGUAAUGCUCACGCUGUGAGUUACUCGCGUAUGAGUAUACUCACGCGUGAGUAAUGACUAAGUUAUUUUUGUUGGUUUGAAAUGAUGUUUUCGUUUGUUCUGUACUGCAAUGGUGAUUAUUUAUAUACAAGGCACAGUUUUCGAGGAAAGGUGGAUCUGCUCGAGAGCUUUGGCACCAUAGGCUAAAACUACGCUGAACUCAAUUAUAUGUGAAUGUCACGCCUGCACAAACAGAAAAAAAUCACUGUUUUCAGCUUAAUGCAACCGCCCAUUCAUAUCAGCACCACGUCCUGCACCAAAUUUUUGGCUUCACGCCAGUUUUAUGUGGAUGACAGCCAUUUCAGGGGAUUGAUCUCUGUCUACAAGAGGUUUGAGUUCAAACAAAAGCCCUCACGUUGAGCUCUUGGGCUCAAAGAGGACCUCUUCAGGACCGCCCUUAACGGAGCGCUUAGAACUACCAGUAAGAUACAAUUCACUAGAAUAAAAAAAAAAAAAAACAAUAGAAUUAUUGACAACCAACCUUGUCUACUGAUUCAAUACAUUCGCCCCAAUAAAACAUACCAUUUUAUUGUUUGAUAGGAUUCCAAGCCUUAAGAUAAAUUUUAGAUUACCGUAUGAAUGAGUGAAGCAUACUCGUGAGUGAGUAUCUGCACGUCAGUACUCACGAGUGAGUGUGAGUUGUACAGCGCUUACUCAAAUGUGAGUAAUACUCACGGUGAGUUUAAGGUGUACUGCUCAUACUCACUCGUGAGUUUGACUAGUUGUGUGAGUACUCGCUCAUUUCGCAACACUGCUUAUGAUUCAUAGUUGAGGCAAUUUACUUUUUUGAACUUUGGACGCGAUUUUCUCGAUUGACUGUUGUUGCACAUGGGACAAUUAUGCGUCCACUGGCAGUAUAAUAGUGAUUAAAUACACUGUGUACUAAAAACGACAGAUUUUACGAUUUUCACGUAUUUUUUUGCGUGAGCGAAACACAUAAAAUUUCCUACAGCUUUUUUGGGUCCAAUAGUAGCUCAAAAUAUUCUACUAUUUUGUUUUUAAAAUGUAUGUUAUUCGGUAAAUAUUGCAUAAAAUGGCUUUGCUCUCAUAUGAUUUUUAUUGUCCAAGAAUAUCAGCGACGAAAAGAGUGUAUUUAUGCGUGAAAACUUGAUUUUUGCAACAGUGAGCGGCUAUUGGGUCAUGAGCGGCUACUGGUACACUGACGGUACACAAGGUAUGCCUUGAUUUAGUAGAUCCUAGAUUAUACAGGGUGUUUGUUUCCGGAGUGCAGAUAUUUUUAGGGUGGAUAGGUCUCCAUGAAUUAUGAAAAAGUGCCCAAGGAACAUGGGGUCGGAAAUCACUGCUAAGUGAGUUAAUCACAUUUUAAGUUUUUUUUUCAAUUUUGCUCAUCUUUGAAACCCUCUAUCUACUAAACUACCAAUCGUACAAUCAAUGUCAACGCUCGAAUUGAAAGCUAAUGACUUCUACUGUCUUAGUCUCUUGGACGUGAACUUUGUAAAAUUAGUCUAAAAGGCUUAAAUUUUCAAAACAUUGCAAAACAUGUCGAAAAAAAACCGCUCUUUUUCAGACAUUUUUGAUGAUUUUAAUAUGAAAACAAAACUUCUGUUAAAAAAGUUCUUCUACAAAGCAUGCACGAACUUGUUCUCUAAAAAUGUUUCUUUGACAGCAAAACUCUAUCUUUUGUAGAUUAGCUAGAAAAUGAUUUUGAAAAUGUCGCUCCAAAUUGCAUCAACACCAUGCCAAAAUAAUGGUCAUCACCCUAUCCGAUCGUGCGUUCGUGUGAUGUCGCUCCACAGUAUGAGGACGACGGCAGCUGCUGGUGUUGCCGUCGCGAACAGAGAACGAGUUCGCUCUUUGUCGCGCUGCAGAGCCGGAUUUAAGGGGGGGCAGGGGGGCCAGGGCCCCGGGCCCCCACAUUUCAGGGGCCCCCACAAAAUCUCACUUCACGAAUAAAAAUGUGAACAAGUGAAACAAGAAAGAAAAAGUAGUGCAAGAAAUUUAUCUUUAAUGUGCUUUUUAUUAUAAGAACUUCAAAUUACUGUCAAUUGACAAGGCAUAUAAUAUAUUAUGGCAUGUAAUUUUUUAUGUUGAAAAUACUACUGCUUCAUAUUCAAUUACUUAUGAAAUUAAAAAAAAAAUCUCCAAAACUUUUUUUAAUCAUGAAGUCUUGUGAAAUUGCUAAAAAGUAAAUCAUGUAGAAAAUAGCUCUGUAGAAUUGUGAAUCAAAAUAGUGCUGAAUAGAUCUGUAAAAUUUGAGAAGAAUUUUUUUCAAUUUUCCACGGUGCUCUUAAAAAGUAUGCUAAAAAGGCCUCAAUUUUUCCAAGAAAGUUAAAGGAACUUUCUAAAGAGUUCUUGGAAGAAUUGCAAUAAUUUCUUUUAAAAUUUAGUGCACUUUUUGGAAUUCCAGGGUUUAAUUUUACAAAGCAACUUACGGGCCAAUUUAUGACGUAGUUAGGGGGCAAGGCCCCAUGGAAAUCAAUGUCAUUUGAAUAAAAUCGAUGCAGGUCAUCAAAAUCAGACACAUUUACGUGAAAACUAGAACAUUUAGCUUAGCAAUCUUACUAUUUAAAUAAAAUUUCAGAACUGCUGAAACAGUUUUAAAGUUUGAUUUAUUUCGGCCCGAGUCUUCUUAGAGAAGAUAGGUAAUGAUUGAGAUCUUGAGAAUUUUUUUCUGGAUGAAGGGUGUAAAUUAGUUUGAGAAAAUUCUAAAAUUUUCGCAUUUUUUUGUGAAAUUCGUUUGCGAUCUCCGUCAAAAAUUUUCUAGAAAUUUGACAGGAAAUGGUAUAAGAAAUAAAUCAUAAAUUUAAUCGGAAACUUAUCAAAGAUUUCCGAAAAAAAACUUCAAUAGUUUGUAUUAGAGUUUACAUUGCUACAUGAAGUUUUGCCAGAAGAAUGUUGUCAAAAAUUCUUCUGGGAGGUCGUCAGGAAUUCCAUUAGCUCCGGAGCUUAUGCUCCGAACUUCAACGAAGAAGUCAUGAUAGUCUAGCAGCCAAUUCUUCGAAAACUGCUCCAAGGAUUUCGCUACAAAUUAUAUUUGGUGCUUGUGCUACAAUUUGUAAUCGAAAUUUUCGAAGACUUCCGCUUUAAAGUUAACUGAAGACCUCGUCAAAUAUUCUGACUAAAUUUAUUUAAUGAUGAUGAUGCCACGAACACACUCGCGAAAAGCGCGUUUUACUUUUCAUAAUUUCGAGAACGAUAUGUACUAAAAAUUCAAAACUCUCCUAGAUUUAAAUUCUUCUUUAACGAGAUCAGCACUUUUUUUAAGGACUUUUAAUAUUUUUUUCUAGAUUAGUGAGCAAAAACAAAUUCUCUAAAACAAGGGGCCCCCACAAUACUGUGGCCCCGGGCCCCCACAUUUGUAAAUCCGGUCCUGUCGCGCUGUAUCCCCGCCUGUGGAAGAUUUCGAGGCGGAGUGUGGCUUCUGUGCCAUAAUCAGUUUGACGCGCACUACACUUGUUUUGGACGGAGCGAAAGCGCUGACAAAAGUGUAUUUACAAGAGCAUCCCCAAGUAACCACGAAGCCGUAUAUAAGUGCAUCAAUUUUGCCAUAUAUUGAUAAUUAAAAUUAUGAAUAUAAUGCUGCAUUACUUUAAACACCCCAUUGAAGCAAUAUUAAAGUCGAAAAGGGCCCCACUAAAAUCAAAUUAGUGCCACAUAUUGCAGCACGCUGACAGCCAUUGCUAAAGUAAUAUAAAUGCAUGUGCUGUACAUUUGCAUUUGACAUGCUUGAUACGUGCAACACGAAAAACCAAAACAAAAAUCUAUUUUUAGCACCGUUUCGUUAUCGACGGUACUGAUGCCCUCACACAUUAAUGUCUUAACCAUUAUUUUUUUUUGUAGUCGGAUCGGGAGUCGAACCAGAAGUGUUGAAGACCGCUAGAUGAGUUCCAUACGCGCUGGCACCUUGGACCGUUUCUGCUGCAGUGAUAACAACAGAUAUUUCAUUAACUAAAAGGAAAAUGUUCUUCUAUCUCAAUCAUUGUAAUAGAGGGUAAAACGAUUAUGUCAUAUCGGCACCAACAUUUCAAAAGGGCGUAACUGCAUUUACAACCAAUGCCUUCUCACAAAGCUGUGCAGCGUAUUCCAUCCCUCUCGAGUAAUCCACUAGCACAAAUAAAAAGAUAAAAUCCUCCUCUUUCGAUUAAUGGAUGUGAAUUGCGUGAGAUGAAUGAAAUAUUGCGCAUUGCGCGGUUAUAAGUGCGACGAUGAAGUGCGGAAUCUCAAAUAAAAGUGCGAUUUUGAGUCAGAUCGUUUCGGUGUCUUCACCGCAGUUAUUCAUUAGCUCGUGAUGAAUAAGUGCGGUGAAGACACCGGAACGAUUUGAUGCAAUAUCGCACUUUUGUUUGAGAUUCCGCACUUUGUCGUAGUCCAGUUAGCAAUGCAAUAAACUAUAUUGUCGGGCCGCCACCAAACCGGACUUCGCACAAUCAAGUCGCGACGCGACCCAACUCGCGACGUUUUUUUAAUCAUGUCAAAAGUAGUGCGCGUCCUUCCCGUUGUUGUCAGCAACACAGCGCACUAGAUGCGAAACAGUUGCGACACUUGUGGACCAAGAAAAUUGCAAUUUUUGUUUGAAUGUCGGUCUUGAUUCCAACCGGAUAGACAAUACAACCCACAGCUUUGUGAGAAGGCAUUGGUUGCAAAAGCAGUUACGCCCUUUUGAAAUGUUGGUGCAGAUAUGUAAUAGAAUACAGUAAACUAUCACAUUCCGAUAAAUUACUGAAAAUUACAUAAUGCAUUUUAGAAGAUAUUUAAUCAACAUAAGAAAAUAAAAACCUCGAUUAAAACACCCUUCGCACAUUGCUCAUAUGCUAAUUGUGAUUUCUAUCGUUAUUGGCAUGUGAUUGCAGCCUACAGAAAAGAGAAAAGUUCAUCUCUAAAUAGCGUUUGCUGUCGUCGAUCGGUGGCUCAAACGGGGAUUAAGUUGGUCGGGAGUCGAACCAGAAAUGUUGAAGACCGCUAGAGUUGACCGUAAAGUUGUUCAAUCUUCUUGAUUUCAUUUGUUUACCAUUAGAGUCAAGCUUUUAUAAUUGUAUUGUUAGAGCAAACUUUGCUAGUUUGUACAUUGCAUUUAUUCAGUUUUUGCAGUGUUGAAUUAUUGAAUUAUCUUAUAUCACCUUUUAAUAAACCCGAAUGUAAAGCAAAAUGCAAUGCAUCAUCACAUUGAUAAUGCCAAUCUAAAGGAUUAUUGCAUGACAAGUGUGGAAUUACUGCAUUUCGCAUUGCAAAGGUUGAUAUUCAGUCUAAUUCGUGCAAUGUUAUAAUGCUUGUGGUUACUUGGGUCCCUUUAAAUCCUUCGCACUCGCAGCUCUGCUGCGGUGCUGUUCAGAUGGGGAGCCCUAUGCGUGCGGCAAUUUAGAGCAUGCACUUAUUGUGGAUUUAGCACUAAAUUGGUGUCGGAAGUAUCAGGUAUCAGAAGGCCGGCUCCAGAGGCACGUUAUCCUCCAUUUGGGACAUUUGUGCCAUCGCCAAAAUAACAGCCUAUUUCAUCAUCUACCUGAGGGAAAAGGAAGGAAAAAGGAUUUGGAUGGGGAUAGGGACAGGUAGGGAAAUAGGAAAAAUACCCUGGAAGAGGGUACUAACGCACAAUUGUCAAUGCUUUGACCAACAUGCUGCAAUUCUGCUUAGACAGAUUAGUUAGAUACUUCGCCACCCGUAGAGAUGGCUCAGCACUAUACAAUUUGGUUUGACGACAUGACUCCAAACUAUUCCAAUAUUGUCUGUGUUGAAUGACAGCCCAGGUGUGAAUCUCAAGCUUAAUCCAACACUUCGAUAUCGGAAUAGCUGGCUCAGGGCCAAUGAAGUCAUGUGAUGCUCCAGAGCGAGCUAACUCAUCAGCCAAUUCAUUUCCAGCGAUGGAAGAAUGACCAGGUACCCAUAGAAGGUGAACAGCGUUUGCUGAAUUCAGCUCCUCGAUUUGAGUUCGACAAGCGAUAACUAUCUUCGACCUGGAGUUGGCCGAAGCAAGUGCUUUAAUAGCAGCCUGGCUAUCUGAACAGAAGUAUAUUACUUUGCCCAUUACGUGCUGCUGAAGUGCUGAUUGCACUCCGCACAUAAGAGCAAAGAUUUCGGCCUGAAAAACGGUGCAGUGUCUACCAAGUGAGUAAGACUGAUACAGCCUUAGCUCACGAGAAUAAACACCAGCACCUGCUCGACCUUCGAGAAGGGAGCCAUCAGUGUAACAUACGAUGCCGUCUGAAAUACUUCUUUCCAGAUAACCAGAUGUCCACUCUUCCCGGGAAGGGAAUUUCGUGGAAAAUGUCCUAUAUGGAAAAUUACAAGCAAUUGUAAGAUCACUUGGAGCAAGGACAAUUUUGUCCCAAUUCACCAAAAGUGGAAACAACGAGGUGUGUGUUGAACUGCGGUUCACAGGAGUUUCCUCUAGUAGACCGAGUACCCGUAACCGGUAAGUGCAAGAAAGGGCUUCUUGUUUGGGAUGAAUGUGUAAUGGGGCAACGUCAAAGAGAACUUCUAGCGCUGCCGUAGGAGUUGAAGAGAACGCUCCAGACAUCGCCAUUAAGCACAUCCUUUGGAGAUGACCUAAUUUUGAUUGGACCGUUCUCACUUCACCCUUUUGCCACCACACAAGACACCCAUAAGCCAAUAUUGGCCGAACCACAGUUGUGUAAAUCCAUUUGAUAUACUUGGGUUUUAGACCCCAAGUUGUACCAAAAGUACGCCGGCAUUGCCCGAAGACCAUACAAGCUUUCUUGAUUCUGAACUCAAUGUGAGGUGUCCAGGAAAGCUUGGAAUCAAGAAUGACUCCAACGUACUUUACCUGUUCAGUCACAUCGAUUUCAGAAUCAAAGAGACGCAAAGGUCGAACGCCAUUACGGUUUCGCCUUUCCGUGAAAAGAACAAUAGAUGUUUUACUCGGAUUAACCGAAAGGCCAUAUUGGCGACACCAACCCUCAACUACCUGAAGGGCGUUUUGCAUCAGGUCGAAAAGGGUGCUGAUGCACAUACCAACUAACAAUGUUAGGUAGUCGUCGGCAAAACCAUAAGUAGGAAAACCGCUAUUAUUGAGUUGCCUCAAUAGCGUAUCUGCUACGAGAUUCCACAAAAGCGGUGAUAAGACUCCCCCUUGGGGGCAUCCACAAACACUCAAUUUCCUAAUCCCUGCUAGACGCAAUGUCGAGAAGAGAUAUCGGUUUUUGAGCAUUUGGUGAAUCCAAUUGGAAAUCAUUGGAGAUAUACCAUGAUUCCGUGCGGCUUCCAAUAUGGCAUCGAAAGGCACGUUGUCAAAGGCACCCUCGAUAUCUAAGAAAACACCCAAACAAGUUUGUUUUUGAGCGAAUGCUUUCUCGAUAUCGUAAACAACCUUGUGUAAAAGAGUCACAGUGGACUUACCAGAUUGGUAGGCAUGUUGGUUCACAUGAAGAGGCACGUUGGCCAGAUGAACAUCACGGAUGUGAUGAUCCACAAUGCGUUCUAAGCAUUUCAGAAGAAAAGAGGUCAAACUGAUAGGUCUGAAACUCUUUGCUUCUUCAUACGACGCACGACCCACUUUCGGAAUAAACUUUACAGUAAUAUCCCUCCAGGAUUUGGGAAUAUACCCUGUAGCAAAACUGCAAACAAGUAGUUUUUUCAAAACAUGUUUGAAAUAAUCAAAUCCCUUCUGAAGCAAAUUAGGAUAAAUCCCAUCUGCCCCAGGAGAUUUGAAAGGAGCAAAGCUAUUAAGAGCCCACUCAAUCGAUUCUAUAGUUACAAUACUCCGAGCCGAAGCUAAAGAAUCAUAACUACAAGAAAAGACAUCAGGAUCAUCCGAAGAUGUAAUAUCCACACAUCCAGGGAAGUGUGUGCUGAAUAAGCAUUCCAGAACUUCCUCAUCAGAAGAACUCAGAUCGCCAUUUGGCAAACGAAGUUCGUUCACCCGGAAAUCCUUAGAUUUCGCAAGGAUUUUGUUUAACCGACUGACUUCACUCAAGCUAGAAACAUUUGUACAAAGGUUUUUCCAGCCGGAUCGUUCAGCAGACCGGAGAGCUUUCCUGUAGGCAUUGCGAGCCGACCUGAAAGCCUCCGAACCAGCCGAACGUCGUCUGUUCCAACUCUUUCUACAUUGUUUCCUGAGUUUCGCCAGAGAAGAGUUCCACCAAGGGGUUCCUCUUGUGAUCUUCACAGACCGUAGAGGGCAUGCUUCUUCAAAAGCUUCCAUGAUGAAGGUCGUUGUAGUAUCAACGGCAUCAUCUAAAUCACUUGGAGUGUCAAUGGAUGGCGAAUAUCCAUGAAAUUUGGCUGCAACCAAAUCAGUAUAGAGAUCCCAGUUUGUUGACCGAGGAUUCCUGAAACGCAAUGUUUGCGAAGUAACAUUUAAAUGUUCAAAAAAGAUGUAGCGAUGGUCAGAUAAAGAUUCUUCAUCUGACACAUGCCAAUUGGGCAGCUCGUGACUAAUUCUGCUAGAGCAAAGCGUUAUAUCUAACACUUCCUCUCUAGCAGAUACCAUGAAGGUUGGGCGGUUGCCUAUGUUAAGUAAUGCAAGAUCUGUACUACUUAAGUACUCCAUCAAACUGGAGCCUCUCAAGUUAAUGUCUGAGCUGCCCCAGAUGAUAUGGUGAGCAUUAGCAUCACUGCCAACAAUUAGCGGAAGGCCUUUUGAAGUGCAGUAUGCGAUGACUUGUUUGAAAGCAUCCGUAGGGGAUGGUUCAUCAUGCUGUAAAUACACAGAACAAUAGACGUAUUUCCUGUUGAGGUUUCCAACAGAUACAUCAAUUGUGAUAGCACAUACAUCUCUGGUGAUUAGUUCAGAGAUGAGUGUAGCAACUAUUGCGUUGUUGACAAGCACACAGGCUCGAGGCAUGACACGCGAGUUUGCCAUUUCAUGUUUACUGAAAGUGGCAAACACCGGGUUCACAAGGUUUCCUAGAUAGAAAUUUCCCUUACGAAAGUAAGGUUCUUGUACCAAGGCCACUUGGGCUGUACCAUUUUGCAUAAAUCUGCAAAGAUUGAUCGUUGUUGUUCUUUUAUGCUGAAGAUUGAUCUGAGUUAUCUUAACCGUAGCCACUACCCAAACUAGGUAAGAUUAAACUCUUCACAACAACAGCACAACAAAGAACAGCAACAAUAAAACCAAAUCGGUAUCGAUUGGAAAACGCCAAAGGCGAGGAUACACAGAAUACACUGUGUAAAUCGCAUAAUGCGAAACCAUAUAGGUGAAAAUUUAAACUAAUUAAAAACAUCUUCAUAAUCCCGCCCUUAUUUAGCCUCAAGUGAAAUUAAAGAAGGGCAGCUGAUUGUCUCGGAGAAACACAAGGUCCACUGCACCAUUGCUCCGGUUAGCGCAGUAAGGGCUACAUACUGUGGAGGGCGCCCUGGUACUCCACAGGCUCCGUUAGCGGUUAGGUUUUUAUUAGACCCGGUUAGGUUUUUAUUAGACAAUGUCGCAACCUGUAUUUGUUGCGACAAAACAACCCAUGCGACAUAAGUUUGUCCCAACUUGAAAAUAAUUGGAUUAACAUCGUACACCACGAGUUUAGAGAUUUUUAAGCCUUGCAUUACGAUUUUCGAACGGUAACUUCGAGUCGGUAAACACUGCAACUCUGGUGAAACUCUAUCAUCAAACAGUUUCGACUUUGGGUUAGUAAUAAUUGAUUAUUCACGAGUUGAAAAGUACGCAACAAAUUCAGCUUCCGUUUUGUCUGCAACAAAAAAAUUCGAGAUUAUGUCAUAAUCUGUCACCAGUAGGGAUAAAGACUAAUCGUCGCACCUUCUUUGUUGCUUGUUUUGUGCCUCUUUUGUCUGACAAUUCUCUUCGCUGAUUCUUCUUAUUACUGGCAUAACAUCCCCAAUGGAACAGAGCCUGUUUCUCAGCUCAGCUGUUAAAUUUGCGGGUUUUCAAGAUUAAUAAUGCUCAUAAGAAAUCUGGGAAAUAAAUUGGUCAUUUUAGAAGAAGUUGUUGGUUUUUAGAGAACGUUGGGGAUUUUGGGAGGUAUUGAGAGGUUGAAGGAAUCUUAGGCAUCAUGAGGGUUGUCAUGGGAAAUUAUGCUUUUGGGAAAUCUAAGCAUUAUGUUGGACAUUUUAGGAGAAGUUGGGGAUUUUUUGGAAAGGUUUAGGAUUUUUAGGGAACGUUGGGGAUUUCAGGAGAUAUUGGGAGGUCAAAGGCAAGCUAGAAAUCAUGAAGGUCUUCAUGGGAAAUAAUGUCUUUGUGAAGUCUAAGCAUUGAGUUUGACAUUUUAGGAGAAGUUGGGGAUUUUAAGGGAACGUUGGGGAUUUUUAAGGAGAUAUUGAGGAUGUUAUAGGAAACAAAGGAAUCAUGAUGGUCUUCAUAAGAAAUGAUGCCUUUGGGAAAUCUAAGCAUUAAGUUGGACAUUUUAGGAGAAGUUGGGGAUUUUUAGGAAACGUUGGGGUUUUAGGAGAUAUUGAGGAUGUUAAAGGAAACAUAGGAAUCAUGAGGGUCGUCAUGGGAAAUGAUACCUUUGUAAAGUCUAAGCAUUAACACGGAGACAAAUUUCGUUCGUUUGAAACAAAAAUAUUCAUGUUUAUUCAGUAAACUGAUAAAAUAUUUAAAACUAAAAUAUUAAUUUUUAAAACAAACUCAAUCACAUAUACAGGGGUUACUCAAAAUAACUGGGACAGGUAAAAUUUUCACUUUUAAAAAAAUGUUCAACUCACUGUAACUUUUCGGAAAGUGCAUCAAAUAUUCUCAAUUUUUUACUGUAAGUUCAUCAACUAGUUGUGUAUCAGUAGUCCAAUUUUGGAGAAGUUCGGACCAUUGUCCAUGGAGUUAUAAAGAUUCUAGGAAAAGGUAAAAUUAUCCGAUAGCCAACUUUGAGCUGUUAUAUCUCCGGAUUCAAUGAACCGAAUGCAAUGAAAUUUUGACCAUUCAUGACUUGUAUAAUGAGCUAUGAAAAACCUUUGACUUAACUUAAAAUUCUUAACUAGGAAGAAAAUUAUAACGAUUAGAUUAUUUUUCUAAUAAAACACCAAAUAAUCCAAAACUUCAACAUCGUUUCAAAAUUCAAGAUGCAAAUUAUAGUUCAAUUAAUUUCCCUCUAAAUGACUUAUAUAUAAAUGUGUUUUGAAGGAAAGUUACAACAUAGCCGCUUAUAAAUUGAGAAAGUAAUGGGAUGCAUAUUAGAAAUUGAUGAAUUUACUAAAAAAUCGUGAAAUGAAUGAAAUCGUUAUAACUUUUUCUCUUGUUAAAAAUUUAAAGUUAAGUUAAACGUUUUUAAGAGUUCAUCAUAUAAGUCAUGAAUGGUCAAAAUUUCAUUGCAAUCAGUUCAUUGAAUCCGGAGAUAUAAAAGCUCAAAGUUGGCUAUCGGAUAAUUUUACCUUUUCCUAGAAUCUUUAUAACUCCGUGGACAAUAGUCCGAUCUUCUCAAAAAUUGGACUACUGAUACACAACUAGUUGAUGAACUUACAGUAAAAAUUUGAGAAUAUUUGAUGCCCUUUUCAAAAAGUUACAGCGAAUUGAACAUUUUAUGAAAAGUGAAAAUUUUACCUGUCCCAGUUAUUUUGAGUAUCCCCUGUAGAUUUCUCCAAUACCCAUUGAAGAGCCCCCCGUUCCGCCGUCGAGAACAUAAACAAAACUCUCAAGUUCCAGCUGCAUCACCAAACAAGUUUUCCUCUUGCAAAAAAGGCAAGUUUCACCAAAAGUUUCUACGAAAUCCCAUUGAUUUCGGGAGCGUAUGUUAUCUACAUGAUGUUGGCAUUGAAAGUGCCACGCGGGAAGUGGAUUUUCUUAGAGAAGGAAAUAAUUUUGUAAAUUUAAUUGAAAAACAAAUAUUUCCGUAGGGCCGACCUGCCACAAAAAAAAACAAAAAUUUUUACAUUUGUUUCUAAAAUAAUCAGUCAGAAGAUACAUGUUUGUUUCAAAAAUGGAUUGAAUUUGCUUCAAAUGUGUUCAACGUUCGAUUUGCUCCAAACAGUUUUAUUUUUGUUGCCAGAACAAAUUGACAAUUUAUUUGAGUUAACCUGGAAUAUUUUUGAUUUUACCAUGCUUUUUUCUGCGUGAAGUUGGACAUUUUAGGAGAAGUAUCUCCUGAAAUCCCCAACGUUCCCUAAAAAUCCCAAACCUUUCCAAAAAAUCCCCAACGUUUCCUAAAAAUCCCCAACUUCUCCUAAAAUGUCCAACAUAAUGCUUAGAUUUCCCAAAAGCAUCAUUUCCCAUGACAACCCUCAUGAUUCCUAAGAUUCCUUCUUAAUCACUUAACGUUGAAGCAUUCGUCAUUGAAAUCAUCGUCAUCAUCAAACAUUUGAAAGCAGUUGUUUCGUUCAAAUCAAACAGUUUUGCAACGAAAAUGGAUUCACUGCAUUCCACAUGAGGAAUGUAAUGCAGUGAAUACAUUUUCGUGGUCAUUGUUUUGAAUUAUAACGAAAAAACUGCUUUUCUAUUUCCGAAAAAUCAUGACGAAUGCUUGAGUCUUAACCUAAUUACAGCUCUAUGUCCACUAGGGCACUACGUGAGCGAUUUCAAUUGACAGCUGCACUUACAUUUUUGUACAGCGUCUAGAUGUAUGUUCUAUUCUACUUUAUCGAACUGGUUGCCUUUCUGCUGCUUUCACUUUUCUACUCUAUACAUGGUAGAAGGAUGAGCACAAGGAUGAUGGAUGGCUGUUGUUCCUUUCCAGUCCGAUUGGGGGUCCAUUAUGAGUAACAGUUCCGAUGUCCAGGUAUCCGGGUCCGUUAUGAGCCACGGGGCUCAGAAGAGGGUCAGUGCCAGCCGCUCUUCGGGGAAGAGCAACUGACGAAAAAUUGCAAGUGCCGGGGCUGGGAAUCAAACCCAUGACCAUCCGCAUAUAAAGCGAACGUGUGACCAACUAGGCCACGGGCCCCGGCAAAGAUUCCUUCAACCUCUCAAUACCUCCCAAAAUUCCCAACGUUCUCUAAAAACCAACAACUUCUUCUAAAAUGACCAAUUUAUUUCCCAGAUUUUUUAUGAGCAUUAUUAAUCUUGAAAACCCGCAAAUUUAACAGCUGAGCUGAGAAACAGGCUCUGUUCCAUUGGGGAUAUUAUGCCAGUAAUAAGAAGAAUAAUAACGCUGCACAUAAUAUAUUUAGUGCAUUUGAAAAUGCAUUAAACAAGUGUAUGCUCUAAUACAUGCUCUAAAUUGCCGCACGCAUAGGCCUCCACAUCUGAACAGCACCGCAGCAGAGCUACGAGUGCGAAGGAUUUAAAGGGAUGCUCUUGUAAAUACACUUUUGUCAGCGCUUUCGCUCCGUCCAAAACAAGUGUAGUGCGCGUCAAACUGAUUAUGGCACAGAAGCCACACUCCGCCUCGAGAUCUUCCACAGGCGGGGAUACAGCGCGACAAAGAGCGAACUCGUUCUCUGUUCGCGACGGCAGCACCAGCAGCUGCCGUCGUCCUCAUACUGUGGAGCAACAUCACACGAACGCACGAUCGGAUAGGGUGAUGACCAUUAUUUUGGCAUGGUGUUGAUGCAAUUUGGAGCGAUAUUUUCAAAAUCAUUUUCUAGCUAAUCUACAAAUGAUAGAGUUUUGCUGUCAAAGAAACAUUUUUAGAGAAAAAGUUCGUGCAUGUUUUGUAGAAGAGCUUUUUUAACAGAAGUUUUGUUUUCAUAUUAAAAUCAUCAAAAAUGUCUGAAAAAGAGCGGUUUUUUUCGACAUGUUUUGCAAUGUUUUGAAAAUUUAAGCCUUUUAGGGGCGAUUUCUUCACCCUGGCUUAAGCGUUAAGCCCCUUAGACUAAUUUUACAAAGUUCACGUCCAAGUGACUAAGAUAUUAGAAGUCAUUAGCUUUCAAUUCGAGCAUUGACAUUGAUUGUACGAUUGAUAAUUUAGUAGAUAGAGGGUUUGAAAGAUGAGCAAAAUUAAAAAACUUAAAAUGUGAUUAACUCACUUAGCAGUGAUUUCCGACCCCAUGUUCCUUGGGCACUUUUUCAUAACUCAUGGAGACCUAUCCACCCUAAAAAUAUCUGCACUCCGGAAACAAACACCCUGUAUAGACCCUCGAUUUAUGUACUUCGAUUUUAUGUUAAUAUUUAAAUGGUUAAUCUACAGUGCAUUCUAAAAAAAAGUAAUUUUAUAUUUUUAAAUCGAAAGAAAAAUCGAAUGUUAAAAAUCGAUUCGGUCGAUUUCGUGGGGCUUCAAUAUCUUUUUUUUGUAGUGACCAGGUGGAGCUGCAGGGCAGCAAAUAGCAAAGCCUGGACCCUUUCCCAACUUUCCCCCCUACUAGGACCAAUAUUCACGAUGGACUAGACGAUGUCGUCAAGUUGAGCAAAGUGUGUAGUAAUUUGUAUUGGGUCGUACCUAGUAGUUUUUAAAAAUACUGUGUUUUAACUAUCCCAUCGCACUAGUGGUUUGACCGAAUGGAAGCUCCGAAGAUGAUUUGAUAACUGCGAACAAUAUUUCAGUAAUCGUAAAUCUCAGAGGUAGGGCCCAUAUAGCCGAGGCUGUAAACGCACGGGUAUUCAGCAUGACCAUGCUGAGGGUGACGGGUUCGAUUCCCGGUCGGUCCAGGAUCUUUUCGUAAAGGAAAUUUCCUUGACUUCCUUGGGCAUAGAGUAUCUUCGUGCCUGCCACACGAUAUACACAUGCAAAAUGGUCAAUGGCAGAGGAAGCUCUCAGUUAAUAACUGUGGAAGUAGGGGUAGGCGGGGCAAUAUGGACACCCUAAGGUUUUUGCCAAUUUUACCUGGCAAGAUGUCAAAAAAGUUUAGUUUUUUGAUACAUGUAUCCUUUUAAAGUCUAUUUAGCAUCUAUUGCAUAAGAAUGCUCACGAAGAAAAAUGAUUUAUCCACUUCAAAAAAUGUUAUGAAAAAUGUUAGUUUUUCAUGACCGUCUUCAAGCAUACGGGGCAGAAUGGACACCCCCAUGGGGCAUUAUGGACACCAUGAGACUUUUACGAAUUUCGUACAUUAUUUACACCUAUAAAGUAAUUUCAUUACGAAACAACUAUUAUGGAUUAAUAAUACGCCGAAGUAGUUCAUUUUUGUUCAGUUAAUUUAAUUUCAGGCUGUUUUGGAUAAAGCUUCGUUUUUGUCGGCAUGUACAGCUGUGCCUAGAACAACUAUUUUCCACUGCUGUCAUUUUUUGACCAAUUUGUUUCACCCUAUGUCUACUAUAGUGAACUUUUAACCGAAAAUAUACUGAAAUCGAAGAAUUUGGUUGGUUUGUGAUUUAGGUUAUAUUUUUCCCUCGCCGCUUCUUUCAAAAAGGUGAGUGUCCAUUUUGCCCCGGCAGCAGAAGAUAUUUCCAAACUUGAUUUUUGAUAUAAUAAAGAAGAAAAUAUAAACAUGUUAAGCAUGUACAUACAGCAAAACUACUUGCAUGUGUUCUAGAAAUAUCAGGUUUUAAUCGGCCUGCAAUAAAUUAAUCACUAAACCUUAUUUUAGAUGGUGUGAAAAUUAUAAUUUCCAUGCACAAAAAACGGAGGACGCAACUUUUUCGUGUAAAAUCAAGUAUAGUUUUAAUUUCGAAUGUUUCUUUCCUGAAACUACGUUUUAGACAAAUGGACUAUAUUCUCCAUUCAUUAAAAGUUCAAAAAAGUUCGCAUAUUUCAAAAUAUUGAGGGUGUCCAUUCUGCCCCGGGUGUCCAUAAUGCCCCGCCUACCCCUACUCAUAGAACACGGAGUAGCAGGCUUUGUCCCAGUGAGGACGUUACGCCAAGAAGAAGAAGAAAUCUUAGAGGUCACUGGACAACAUUCAGAGAGAAAAAAGGUUGUUAAUGUUAACGCCUUCAAAGUACUAUUCCUGACAAAUAUUACAAAGAGCAAAAAAAAUUGUCAUAGCUAAUUUUUAAAGAUUUGAUAUUUAUGAAAAUUAUUCGGAGACAGCUACCAGAGCUAGCGUAUUAGCCGAUAUGGGCAACUAGUUUUUCUGACAGCAUCCCCAAACAAUAAUCAAAUAAAAUCCUAAGUUAUUUUAUAAUACAUUCUGAAAAUUAUUUCAAGCUGAUAACCAAUAGUGUCAAUAACCGAUGUUGGCCAGACAGAACCAGCAUCAUCCCCAAAUAACUCUCAUAUUAGUGUCAGAUAACACUUUUUGUGCUUCCAUUCGAUUUUGUAAAGAAAUCAGUCAAACCCUGUAUGUCAAAAUAUAGUCUAUUAUGUGUCGAAUUGUGUUUUUAAUUUCGCUAGUCGUCUUCUGCAUAUCUAUAAUCAUCUCAGUCCGAAGUAUUAUUAUAUCCACCGUAACCCUUUACAUUGUCAACCGUCCUAAGUCCUAAAGAAACAUGUAACUAAAUUCCUAUUUUUUGGUCAGUGUUAUAAUACCGUCUAAGAUAUAAAAACAAAAAGUUCAGUCAGCUGAUUUUCGUGUCAAAAAUAAAAAUGAUAAAGAUUAUUUGUCAACUUUUAUGUAUUCACCCCUACAAAACCUAUUAAAAUAAGAAAUACAAAUAUAAACUCAUUUUAAAAAUCAACAGUUUUAUGUUUACCUAAUCAGUCCUUAAUUAUCUAAAGGUAAUGCAGUUAAUUGUUCACAUAACCCAAUCUGUAAGUAUUUUUUUUUUCCUCAUCUGUAGAGUCUUUUAACCACUGCGUCCAUUCUUUAGGAAUAUUGUGGUAUGACCCAUAUUUAAUUUGGUGCUAGUCAAGUAUCCUGUCACAAUUGAGCUGUGAUGGACAAUGGUUGAUGUAACACCUGAUCCCAACUGGGCACAACUCGUUUUAUAAAGUUUAUAACUCUGUUGGGAUUAUUUCUCCAAAUUUCCAAGAGCUCUAGAAACCCUUUACCAAAUGCUCGGCAGUUUCGUUUUCCGUUUGACAGAAACGACACUCGGAGGAUUGGAUUUGUUCAAUCUUACUUAGAUGAUAUUUACUCGGGCAGUGGCCAGUCAUCAGACCAGUAAUUACCCUGAGAUCUCUUUUGUUUAGAUUCAGUAUGGACCUGGCUUUUUCUGCAUUGGGUUUUAUGAACCUUUUUGCCUGCUUGGAUGUAUCCGUGGCAUUCCAAUUAGAUUCUACCGUGGGCAUUUCCCAAGUUUUUAGUUUCAUCCGAAGAGCACACUCAGGAACUCCACACACUCAAAUUAAUUUACUGAUAGAAUCUAAGUGCAGAAAGCACAUAGAUUACGAACGAGAGAGAAAAAAAUCAUUCUAUGUGUAACUAAUGAAAAUUAAAAGUUACAUUAUUAUAUUCCAUUCUUCCUGUUAUAGGGGUAGGCGGGGCAAUAUGGACACCCUAAGGUUUUUGCCAACUUUACCUGGCAAGGUGUCAAAAAAGUUUAGUUUUUUGAUACAUGUAUCCUUUUAAUGUCUAUUUAGCAUCUAUUGCAUAAGAAUACUCAUGAAGAAAAAUUAUUUAUCCACUUCAAAAAAUGUUUUGAAAAAUGUUAGUUUUUCAUGACCGUCUUCAAGCUUACGGGGCAGAAUGGACACCCCCAUGGGGCAAUAUGGACACCAUGAGACUUUUACGAAUUUUAUACAUAAUUCACACCUAUAAAGUCAUUUCAUUACAAAACAACUGUUGUGGAUGUAUAAUACGCCGAAGUAGUUCAUUUUUGAUCAGUUAAUUUAAAUUCAGACUGUUUUGGAUAAAGCUUCGUUUUUGUCGGCAUGUACAGUUGUGCCUAGAACAACUAUUUUCAAUAAAUAAAUCACUAAAUCUUAUUUUAGAUGGUGUGAAAAUUAUAAUUUUCAUGCACAAAAAACGGAGGACGCAACUUGUUCGUGUAAAAUCAAGUAUAAUUUUAAUUUCGAAUGUUUCUUUCCUGAAACUACGUUUUAGACAAAUGGACUAUAUUCUCUAUUCGUUAAAAGUUCAAAAAAGUUCGCAUAUUUCAAAAUUUUGAGGGUGUCCAUUCUGCCCCGGGUGUCCAUAUUGC